Podarcis raffonei (Aeolian wall lizard) is the source of this 3519-nucleotide messenger RNA. It is a transcript of the gene NXPH1, whose product is annotated as neurexophilin 1. The record is from RefSeq and is a predicted model, not a curated record. The transcript is spliced from 3 exons. Lineage: Eukaryota; Metazoa; Chordata; Lepidosauria; Squamata; Lacertidae. Gene Ontology annotation, molecular function: signaling receptor binding. The coding region runs from base 1426 to 2241 and encodes 271 amino acids.
GGGAGGGCAGCGAGACACACCCGUGCUCCCAGAAAUCAAAAUUCCCGAGCGCUCACUCCGUCCGUCCCCCCGUCUCUCAAUUCCCGCCCCGCCCUGGAAAAAAGGCAGUCCCUCCGUCUCAGAAGAGACGGCAUCUCUCUCUCUCUCUCUCUCUCUCUCUCGGCCCUGUAACCCAACUUCUCUUAUCUCGGGUGCCAGACUUCACGCCCCAUUUCUCCAGCCAUCUCGCAGCCCCUGCAGUCAUCUCCAGGAAACCAUCGGAAGGCAUCAAGCUCCUCUUUCAAGUGCUUUAUUAUUUGUGCGGGAGCCAAGGGCGACGUCAUUAUUCAUAUUCAUGGGAUAUUAAUUGCUAUUGAAGAAGAAGAGGAAGGAAGGAAAGCCGGAGCCUGGACGGGGUGUGUGUGUGUGUUUAUGUGCGCGUUGAAGAGCGGGAAGCGACGCAAACUCUCCUGCUCUCUUUCUUUCUCCCUCUCCCUCUCCCUUCUUCCUAUCAGGGCGUCCUUUUCCUCCUCCCUCCGCAGCCGCGGAGCUCCGCGUGCGGAGGGAGCCCCCUAGCGGCAGGGCAGCGCGCCGCAGCGCGCCUUGGCACGGCUCUGAUUCGUCGCCCGCCAGCCAGCCAGCCAGCCGGUCGGACUUGGAGAGGCUGGGACGCGGCUGCCUCUCUCGCAAGUCUCGCCGAUUCUUCUUCUUUUCUCUCUCGCUCCUGCUCGCAGCUGGAAUGACUCUCGGACAGCGCUCGAGGCGGCUUUUCGGCGCUUCUCCUCCUCCAGCGCCGGCUUCCUUCUGCAGCCUCGCUUUGCCCUGGAAGGGAUGAUCGGCCGAGGGCUUUGCAGCUGGGCUGCUUCAUCCCUUGUCCAAAGUUAAAAAGAAGAAGGCAACAAGGAGCAACUCCCGCUUAGCCAAGAAGUCCUUCUUCUUCUUCUUCUUCUUCUUCUUUUUUUUGCAAGAGACAAAUCGCUCGGCACGCCCGGACUGCCUCUGUGCCAAGACAGAGACGCUAGGAAGCGGUCGUGCGCUCCGGGCCGCCUUCUUCUCCUCCCUCCUCGGCGAAGUUUCCUGCCGCCGUGCCCGUCCGCGGGGCGCCUCCCUUGCGCAGGCUGGCUCCGCGGGGGCGCCUGUUUCCGCGGGACCCCGCUGGCCACAGCAUGGAGCAGCAGCAGCAGCAGCCGCGCCGAGGCGGGGAUCCUCGCGCAGCCCUGGGCGCUGCUGCCGAGACCCUGUAGCUUGCUUGCUUCCCUCUCUCCUCGCCUCGCCUCUCCUCUUCCCAUGGACUAUUGCCAGAGAUCGGCGCCUGCUUUCGGACCCUCCAUGCAGUAGGCUGGCGCGAGCUCUCCUGGUUCUAUAAAGUGGAUGUCAGGUGGAUCUAUGUUCCUGGAGGAACAAAGAGCAAGCGAAGGCAACGCUGUGGAAGUUUGAACUGGGAGGAUGCAGCCUGUGUACUGGUACGCGGUGCUUCUGUUGCAACCAGCACUCUACCUGGUCACAUGCGCAAAUCUAACCAGUGGUGGAAAAUCAGAACUUCUAAAAUCAGGUGGUUCCAAAUCCACGCUAAAGCACAUAUGGACAGAGAGUAGCAAAGACUUAUCCAUCAGCCGGCUGCUAUCACAGACUUUCCAUGGCAAAGAGAACGAUACGGAUUUGAGCCUGCGGUAUGAUGCCCCAGAAACAUAUUCCGAGCAAGAUCUCUGGGAAUGGCUGAGGAACUCCACAGACCUUCAAGAGCCUCGCCCCAGAGCAAAGAGACGGCCCAUUGUCAAGACUGGGAAGUUUAAGAAAAUGUUUGGCUGGGGCGAUUUUCAUUCCAACAUCAAGACAGUCAAGUUAAACCUGUUGAUAACUGGGAAAAUAGUGGAUCAUGGCAAUGGGACGUUUAGCGUUUACUUCAGGCAUAAUUCCACUGGCCAAGGGAAUGUAUCUGUGAGCUUGGUGCCCCCGACUAAAAUUGUGGAGUUUGACUUGGCACAACAGACAGUGAUUGAUGCCAAAGAUUCCAAGUCCUUUAACUGCCGCAUUGAGUACGAGAAGGUCGACAAAGCCACCAAGAACACCCUCUGCAACUACGACCCUUCAAAAACAUGUUAUCAGGAGCAGACCCAAAGUCACGUCUCCUGGCUCUGCUCCAAACCGUUUAAAGUAAUCUGUAUUUACAUUUCCUUUUAUAGUACAGAUUAUAAACUAGUACAGAAGGUGUGUCCCGAUUACAACUACCACAGUGACACGCCUUACUUCCCUUCAGGUUGAAGUGGGCCGCGCCUCUGAGACUGGACCCUGUGGAGUAAAUAAAUAAAUACACAAAUAAAAUAACGCUAAUUUUAAACAAAAAUAUGGGGAAAAAUACGAAAGAGGUCACAUGACAGGGCUGUUACCUCAAAGAAGAAGGCCACAUCUCUUGCCUGGAAUGUGUCUACACACUGCUGCUGAUGUCAACUGGCUGCAAAUAUCUUAGCGGAAACCAGCCUAAUGUCAUUUCUGCCCAGUCAGUUCCAUGUAUAUCAGUCCAGUUGUAAAUCACUGUGGAUUUUAAAUAAUACCACACACAAUUUCUCUCUCUCUCUCUUUGUCUUUCUCCUUCUCCCUCUUUGCAGCUUGCAGAUCUAUCGAGAUUCCUGUUAAGAGGGCAUUCAUUGUCUGAUAUAUGAUGUUUCAGGAUAACCUAUCAUCGAGCAAAAAGGAUUAACUAGACAGAGGAUGUUUUGUUUUUGUUUCUCCACAGACUGUUAUGGAAAUCUUCUUUUAUGGUCCUGAAUACAUUAUAAUCAAUAAUCCCCAUUCAUACAUCCUAUCACUUGGAGUAGCUGUACUGGUAAAUAAUAUUGUAGGAGUAAAAUGCUUGUUAAAACAGGGGUUGGGUGGGAAAUGUGUGUGUUUAGAGCUCAGUAUUCCUCUUUAUAUGAACACAACAAAGUAUAUUGACUUUUAUUCAGCACCCAGUGGGCACAUUCAAGGUGGUGUUAGGUGGGCCUUUUUUGGUGAAGGGAGCCUGUUGAACUAAUAAAGAUGAGCAAACAUUUGGAAUUUACAUGUGAACAGAAAGUUACGAUUUUGUAGUUUGGUGGUCCUCACUCAACUGGGAUACUCUCCAAUUCCCAUAUAGGAAGGAGAAUGCCUGAUAGGUAACAUGUAAGUUGUAAGUGUCCAUCUUAUCUUUAUAACACAAUAUUGUAACAAACAAACAAACAAACAAACAAUAUCCUAGUCUUCAUUUGUAUGAAUGGUUUGUAUUGUACAUAGUUUAACCUGUGUUAUUUGAGCUGCUUAUUAAUAUUAACUUGUAAUUGUCUCUCUGCUUGUUAUUGGUUAAAAACAAGGAAAUGAGGAAUUCAUUUUAUCAAUGUAGCUGUAAACUCCAUUUAAGAUGACAGAAUUAUGUACAAAGCAUUUAUUCAGCUAAAGUAUUGUUGAAAGCUAUACAACUUACAACAUUUACAAUCUGUCUGUAUUUAGAUCUUUUGUUUCCAGGUGAAAACAAUUGAAAUGUACAUAAAAAAAAUAAAACACUUGAAUUCGAGUUUCAAUAUG